AUGACCAGCUUCUUGUUACAAGACGGAUGGGCUUUUCCACGUCCAGCCUUACACUUGAGUUCCAGGCGGCCCGGCCCGGGCAGGACUGCAGCCCCGGGCGAGGCGCCCGCGGCGGAGAACGGCCUCUGCGGUGCGCGGCGCCCGCGCGGGACGGGCCUCGGGGACCUGGAGCCCGGUUUGCCCGCCCCAGGGCGCAGGGCGGCGGCGAGGGGGCUGUGGGAGGACUUGAGAGGCGCGGCGGGGCCCGAGAUGGGCCUGUCCCGGGGCCCCCAGCAUGAACGGCCGCAGGAGGCGGCGGCGGCGGCCGGACACGAGUUCCAGCUGCCAAAUGAGAGGAGCUUCCAGAAUGCUGCUAAAAGCAAUAAUUUGUAUCUUACGGAGAAGCUGUUUGAAAAGAAGGUUAAUAUUAAUGCUGUGAACAAUAUGAACCACAUAGUCUUGCAUUUUGCAGUGGGGACAAAUGGUUUAUCUGCUGUGGAUUUCUUGCUUAAUCACAAGGUCAGGGUGGAUACUGCUGAUAAGCUCAUCAUUUGGAAGCAUGGCUUGACACUUCUUCACCUUGCAGCCUGUUCUGGAAGUCUGGAGAGCAUGCUCAUGUUGGUUAGAGCUGGAGCGGACCAGAGAGCCGAGAGGCAGGAUGGAGUGAAUGCCCUCCACUUUGUAGCUCAGAGCAAUAACAUGCGCAUCGUGGACCACCUCAUUCAAGAUCUGUACCUGGAAGACCUGGACCAGCCUGAUGAGAAGGGAAGAAAACCAUUUCUUUUGGCAGCAGAGAGGAGCCACAUCGAAAUGAUAGAAAAACUUAUCUUCUUUAAUCUGCAUACUACAGAAAAGGACAAGGAGGGGAGCCCGGCCCUGCACCUCGAAGCAAAGCGUGGGCACAACCCUGUGGUCCAAUGUACAUGCAGUGUGCGGUGGGAGCACAAAGGAAAAUCUGUUUCAGAAAUACCAGACCUCCCAGACGAGGUCAUACACCACGUGGGUCUGGGCAUUCGAAUGAACAUGGUACCAGGAGGCCGGAGGCGGACACCAGGGCUCUUGGCAGAGCACGGAGUGACUCAUAGGACUAGGCUUGAGUGUGGUGCUCUCCAAACAUUCCGGGUACCUGUCUGUCCCCAGUCUGCAGCCGGUCUGAAAAGGGCCCCGGAAAGGCCUCCCGCAUCAACACUCCCCUCCCCGGCUCUCUCCCCUGGCCUGUUCCGUGGCUGGGCGCCUCCCUCCUGUACUUCGUUAUUUGGCCCUCCAAAGGGUUUUGCUCCGUUAUGCCUUUCACAUGCUCCGUGUUCGCCCCGCCUUGCCAGGACUGCAGGCUCCACGUGCCCCCCUCCCCGAGUUCAUUCGCACACUUCCUGGAUCAACACCCCCACCGCUGUCCACACCUGUGUCUGCCCAGCCGUAAAGACCCCGGGCACGCAAGCGGAGCGAAGCGAUAUCAGUGCAACCUGGACAUCACUUGUCAGCUUUCUUCUCAGUGAGAACGUUGAUCUGCACCAGAUGAUGGAACCGAAGGCGUCCCCUCUUCAUUUAGCUGUUCUCAACAACCAUGUCACAAUGGUGAACAGCUUAUUAAGUGCACGGCAUGAUGUUGAUAUCUUAAAUCAGCAAGGGAAGACUGCCCUGGCUGUGGCCGCAAGGAGCAGCCGCAGCCUCCCCAUGGACGUGCUCAUCAAAGCUGAGAGGCACUAUGCCUAGAGAGAGAGAAAGGCUGGGGUGCAAAAGACCCUGCGUUUUAAAACCUUAAACAAUUAUGAGCCAGUCAUUCCUACCAUUCCUAUCCCAGCUUCUGUUCACAAAGUCCAGAUGCUAGAGAAAGGUCUUGCUGUGCCCCUCCACCAAGUUUCCCGGGAGUUUUUGUGGACCUUCCGGAGGAGGGUACUGAUGCUGAGCAGAGUGAGAACAUCAAGGGACACAUCAACCCGCUCUACUCUGACGUUCAGGCAGGAUCACAGCCUGGAGACCAGGCACAUUCGCAGUCUGCUCCGGCACCCGGCUGACUGUCAGCUGAAGGCCAAUGAGCGGCAGAGGCUGGCCAGUUCGCGGAACUUUACGCACGCCCAGAGGACUUUGAUCCGUGUUAAGCACAGUAGGCGUCAGCAUCUGCCCUUUGUGCUUGGCUCAGGAAAGGAGAGCUUCUGCGAACACGGCCACAGGGCUCUGCUUAUUUGGCUGCACGGGGCCCUGGCGACACAGGCCACGCCGGUCAAGCACCUGUACGAGGAGCUUUAGGUGCGCACGGACUUUCCAGAACCAGCUGGUGAGUUAGGCUUUUCAACAAACAGGUGGAAACUGCUGCUCGCUUAAAACAGUCGAGGACAGUUGGCAGAAGUGCUCCCCUGAGCCGCGGCAGUCCCAGCAGGGCGU
Molecule: messenger RNA, 2361 nt
Organism: Odocoileus virginianus texanus
Lineage: Eukaryota; Metazoa; Chordata; Mammalia; Artiodactyla; Cervidae
Source: RefSeq, a predicted model, not a curated record